Molecule: messenger RNA, 1763 nt
Organism: Syngnathoides biaculeatus (alligator pipefish)
Lineage: Eukaryota; Metazoa; Chordata; Actinopteri; Syngnathiformes; Syngnathidae
Gene: zup1
Product: zinc finger containing ubiquitin peptidase 1
Exons: 11
Coding region: 23-1648 (541 amino acids)
Source: RefSeq, a predicted model, not a curated record
UCAACAUGACAAUCCCCUGCCAAUGUUGACGAUAUUAACACGACAUAUGAUGUUAUUGUAUAUUAAAAAGAAACAAAACUACACUUUUCACGCGAACAUUUUAUUUUUUUAUCCAUGUUUUGGCUAUGGACCGCAUUUCUUUGAUAUUUGUUUUAUAUUGAAAAUUUUGCCCGGAAGUCUACUUGAAGAGAAAUUGCUCAGUAGGACUACAGGCAACAGUGUUUUAAAUUUAAAAGCAAAACCCUGUGGAUCGUCAAGUGACUCAUUUCCACUUCAACGGAGAUUUGAUGCCAUGUCGACAGAAAGUAAAGGUCCAGAUCUGGAAAAUACUGGAUAUUUGUCUGAGCAGAACACUCACAGACAAAAGUGCCUAGCGUCUCCAGAGAUUGGCCUUUUCUGUUGCCCCAUGUGUGCACUAGAAUUCAGCAGCAGCAGCAUCCUCCAAGAGCAUGUUGAGAUACACUUGCUGGAACACCAUUGUGUUCAAGGAGAGGACACACUUGAGUGCCCUCUGUGUCCAGUUGUUUGCAGCGACAGCGUCUCUCUGGAGCAGCAUGUUGAAAUUCACCUGGAUAAUGGAGCAGGGAGCUCUGAUUCAGAUGAAAGACUGGCUUGGAGACUUCAACGGGAAUUGGAGAAGAAGAGGUGGGAGGAGGAGAACCGACUGGAGAAAGAACAGUUUAAGAAGUUGCAGAGGCAGUUUGGCCUGGAUGGCAGUGGCAGCUAUCGCACACAGAUGGAGAAAACCAUGGAGCGAGAUGUGGCCAGGGGCAUCAUGGCCACCGCAGAGUAUCACUAUAAUAGGGUGGAGAUGAUGGAAUCUCUUGCCUCAGGAAUUGAUGAUGGCAGAACCAGAACUCAGGGUGUCAUUGGCGCCUUGUGCCAGUACUAUCAAACUGAGUGCAGAGACUGUGUGCACUUGUGGCUGAGUGCUGACACUGACCAUUAUUGCUCCUCUCUGGGAGACAAAGGCUGGGGCUGUGGUUACAGAAACUUCCAGAUGCUGCUCUCCUCUCUUUUCAGACUUGAUACAUAUGCGUCCUCUUUUCAAGACAAAUCAGUACCAAGUAUUCCACGUGUGCAGAGUAUGAUCGAGGAUGCAUGGGAUUUAGGACUGGAUCCACAAGGUGCAUCUCAUUUUAACAAUCAGCUACACGGAACACGUGCUUGGAUUGGAGCCACAGAGAUCUACGUCCUCCUCACUUCCCUAGGAAUCAGUGGCUGCAUCAUUGACUUCCACCAGCCAACAGGCCCAGGUGGCACUCAUCCCCGGCUUUUUGAGUGGGUCAAAAACUACUUCAGUCAGUCCAGCAGCACUACCAAAUUGCCUCCAAGACUAACCCAGACCACGUUGCCGCCACUAUACCUGCAGCAUCAAGGUCAUAGUCGCUCCAUAGUGGGUUUGGAGCAGCGGAAGAAUGGAAAUCUCUGCCUUCUGCUUUUGGAUCCUGGUUCUUCAUCAUCAGACACCAUGAAGUUAAUGAGUAGAGAGACGGCAUCCAUAGCCGUCCACCAUAUCCGAAAGCUUCCUGGCAGCCUGAAACAUAAACGGUACCAGGUAGUGGGAGUAGAGGGUGUGUUGUCCGCUGAAGAGAAACAGAUCCGCAUCUUGAACUCCAGAACUCUGUGUGCAGAAAGGAUCCCAUGAACCAAAACUUCGUAUCUCUUAAUCUUUGUUUUAAAAAUUAAUAUUUACUUCAUUGUUUUAGCAAUUACCGUGUACUGUACUUGUUUGGUAAUAAACGUUCAACAUUAAGCACUGA